AUGGCCCGAUUCUCGAUUCUCACGUCACUCCUUGCCCUUGGCUCCCUAGUCCAGGGCCAGUGCGGCUCGGGCACGCCAGACGCCAGCGUCACUGGCGAGGGCAGCUCCUUCACAGCCACCAGUGGCUCAACCGAAGUGUACUCGGGCUCCGACUACGCCGCCGCAAUCCAAGCGGCCAUCGACUCGGUCGGCAGCGGCCAGCGCGUCGCCGUCAUCGCGUCGGGCUCGAUCGGGACCAGCACCAUCACCCUCAACAGCGGCGUCAUCUUCGAGGGCUGCGGCACCAUCGACGUCGGCACCGCCGCGGGACGCGGGUCCAUCGAGUCGACGGACACGACGGACGUGCAGAUCCCCUACCUCACCAUGACGGGCAACCCGUACUUCGGGCUGCGCUUCUCGGGCACGACCGGGCUGGUGCUGGGGGAGAUCACCAUGAACCUCAGCGGCGGGCUGGGCAUCCGCUUCGACCGCGACGAAGCCGCCAACAGCAACGUCAAGAUGGACACGAUCCGCGUGACGGGCGCGGGCAGCCACGCGGUCGAGACGUGGAACAUCGACGGGCUCGAGAUCAACCAGGUCAUCGCGCGCAACUGCGGCGAGUCCGGCCUGCUGCUGCAGACGGUGACCAACGCCCAGGUCGGCCUCGUCGACGGCGACGACGUCGGCGCCGGCACCGGCUACGCCACCCUGCGCUUCGCCAACAACGCCGGCCAGCUCGCCGACGGCAGCUACACCACCAACGUCUACGUCGACAAGGUCGUCUCCCGCGGCGGCGGCCGCGGCGUCUUCUGCGUCUCGCAGUCGGGCGGCGCCGAGAUCGCCGAGGUCGACCUCGCCGACAACGAGAACAACGCCGUGCUCAUCGAGAACUGCUACAACCUCUCCAUCCUGGCCGGCACCGUCGAGGGCGGCGGCGAGGUGCGCAUCUCGGCCCGCGACGAGUUCCCCAACACCAGCGACAUCUCCAUCACGUUGACCGUCAACGGCAACUCCGUCCGCGAGUCGCCUUGCGGUGACAACAUCACCUGGAACCUGUCGGGCGAUGCUUCGCAGGACAUUUGCUGA
This is a messenger RNA of Diplodia corticola, 1065 nucleotides long. Its product is annotated as parallel beta-helix repeat protein. The coding region runs from base 1 to 1065 and encodes 354 amino acids. The transcript has a single exon. NCBI's taxonomy places the organism in Eukaryota, Fungi, Ascomycota, Dothideomycetes, Botryosphaeriales, Botryosphaeriaceae. The record is from RefSeq and is a predicted model, not a curated record.